UAUUAAGCAAGCAGGGGGACCUAGCCACGGCAAAAAGUUCUCCCUGUUUUUUUCCUGUUGCUAGAAAGCAUGCCACAAUUUCGUGGACAGGAUUUUUUUGUUCGUUCGUCCACGAAUCAGUCGACCAACCCCAACCCAAUGCCAAUCUACCAAUCAAUGGUCGAAACGAACAAAAGCCACUCAACUGAGUGAAGAAAAAGUGUUAGCACCACAAAUCACACUCCGAGGUAUUCUUUUCCUUUUUCUUCUUCGAAAUUUUGGAAGAAAAUCAUUGAAAACACCCCUAUCACCACUCCGUUCCUACGAUAGUCGCUGUGCAGUUUGCAGUGCAAACAACAGCAAUGCAACUCGAAAUGGUAACGACAAGUCGGUUGAUCGAUGGACCUUCGACUAAUAGCGGGAGAUCGGUUACUCUGGCAAAUUCGCAUCCAUUUUCGCAGUCACAGCCACCUUCGCUCCGUCGAUUGUACGAGUCAAUGGUCCGCGAGAGCAGCAGCACGGAUUACAACGAGCUCUACGAGGAACGAACCACCCUGCAAAGGGAGUGGACCCAAUUUUUGGAAUCCGUGGAUGUAGGUGACCACAACCUCCUCGACCCCAUUGCACCGCAGACGUCCAGCAGAGACCGCAACGGCAGGAACGAAUGGCCGCCUUCCCCGGAAACACCAACGGCGGGACUGAGUGCAUCUUCGUGCACACUCGAAGAAGCUACACAAAUAUCUUUGAUGACCGUUGUCACUACCACUACAGCGGAGGAUGCCCAUCUUGUUUGUUCAGACGAAAGCUCGGGCCAUUGCAGCGCUUGCCAAGCUCGGAGCCAAACCAAAACCGACCCGCGAUGCGCGGCAGCAGGUACACAAUUGGACUUGGAACCAGAGGACACCGAGGAAGCAAUGGUAACCUUUCGAUGCUUGAAUGAGCAAGUUGAUCAAUUGCGUGGGAUCCUGGAGUCAUCGUUGCCGAUGGCGGCAGGCUUCUCCCGAACAACAACAACAACAACAAAUUAACACCGUCGACAACCGAUCGUUCUAGUAACACGAAGAGAUUCAGUGUUGAAACUGCGAGCUUUGGAUCUUUUCACGGCUCUUUGAUGGUUGGUGGUCCUGCCUGUGACGACGCAACAACGUUCGGACGUUCAAAUGCCUCUCGGUGAUACCGUUCGGCGUUGCCUAUACACGAGCGACGACGAUCCGUCGCCUUUCGAAAAGAUUAUUGUGUUCGCCCUGGAUUAAGUCGAAGCGGAGUCAGUCGGGUGCUUUCUUUCUCCAGAGCACAACAUACUCAAUUUGAACAGCGGAAGAGGGCCUGGUGGCGCAACCAAUGCUGCUGCCCCCAUGUACUACAGCUGGCCGAAACACCAAAAUUGUAUGAUAGUCUGCAAUUAUUAUUACCAGAAUAUAUGUAGCUAUCUAGA
Molecule: messenger RNA, 1414 nt
Organism: Pseudo-nitzschia multistriata
Lineage: Eukaryota; Bacillariophyta; Bacillariophyceae; Bacillariales; Bacillariaceae
Source: the annotation of a GenBank genome assembly